CGGUCUGACUCCUAACACAGAGUAUAUGUUCAGAUGCAGAGCAGUGACCUCAGUAGGUGUUGGACCAGCUGGUGAAGUCAGUGGUCACAUUAAAACUUUACCUUGCAGCCCUCCUGGAAAACCUCAAGUUGAAACAAACUCAAGUGAGAUAACAGUUAGCUGGGAGAAACCUGCAGAGAUUGGACAAGAUGUCCACAUUUUGAGCUACAUCGUGGAGUAUGCCCAAACAGACAAAGAGGUGAAAGAAGAAAAUCUCCAGUGGAACCAAAUGGUGUCAAGAACUGAAAAGGGGAUAAUUUCAGGUCUUCAGUCAGAGACAGAAUAUGCUGUCAGGGUCAGAUGUGACUGUGGUGUAGCUGGUAGAAGCAAAGAAAGCAUCACUGUGAAUGUCUGCACAAAAAAAUGUGAAUUUGCACGUCUCGCUGAAUUCAUGAAACAUAUUAGCAAGAGAAUAAAUUGUGGAUCCCCCUCAAUUUACAAACUGCCUCUGAAAGAAGAAGACAUGAACAUAGAUGGUUGCCGGACAUAUAACUUUGGCAAAGAAAACAGGAGACAAAAUCGUACCAUAAUGCUUCUUGGAGCAACUGGAUCAGGAAAGUCCACUCUCAUCAAUGGAAUGAUCAACUACAUUGUUGGUGUAGAUCGGAAGGAUGAUUUCAGAUUUAAAUUAGUUGAUGAGGAUCAGUCCAAAUCACAAGCUGAAAGCCAGAUCUCUGAAGUGAAUGUGUACAAAAUCAACCACCAAGACGGGUUUCAAACCCCCUUCUCUCUGACCAUUGUGGACACUCCAGGCUUUGGCGAUACAAGAGGAAUUGGAAGAGACAAAGAAAUCACAGAGCAAAUCCGGAGGCUUUUCACCUCUAAGAAUGGAGUCAGUGAGAUUGAUGCAGUGUGCUUUGUUACUCAGGCCUCUCUUGCACGACUAACAGCAACACAGCGAUAUGUGUUCGACUCAGUGCUCUCCAUUUUUGGCAAAGAUGUGGCAGAGAACAUUCAGAUGCUGGUGACUUUCGCAGAUGGUAAGCAGCCACCGGUUCUUAAGGCAAUAAACGUCUCUGGGGUUCCAUGCCCCAAAAAAGACUCAGGGCUUCCAGUUCACUUCAAAUUCAACAACUCUGCAUUGUUUGCAGACAACAGAUGCAGCAGUGACAGGACCUGUGAGGAAGAUUCUGAUGAGGAUGAUGAGAAGUUUGAUGAAAUGUUUUGGAACAUGGGUGCCAAAAGUAUGCAGAAGUUCUUCACUGUUUUGGGUCAAAUGAAAACCAAAAGCUUACUCAUGACCCAGGAGGUUCUGAAAGAACGAAAGCACCUCGAAGCAGCUGUUGAAGGUUUGCAACCGCAAGUUAAAGCUGGAUUAGCAAAACUUGAAGAAAUUAAGACAACAAAAGAAAAAAUGAAAGAGCAUGAAACAGUCAUGAUUUCAAAUGAAAACUUUGAGAUUGAGGUGGAUAUUAUUAAGCCAGUCCAAAUACAGCUCACAAACAAAGGAGAGUUCAUUACCAACUGCCAGAAAUGUUCAGUGACAUGCCACUACCCAUGUGGAAUAGCCAAUGAUCUUGCAAAACGUGGCUGUGCAUCAAUGGAUGGAACAGGAAUGUGCACUGUCUGCCCUGGAAAAUGCGUUUGGAGUGUGCAUUUCAACCAGACAUACAGGUGGGAGUAUGUUUCAGUAAAAGAGAAGAGGACAGUGAAGGAGUUAAAAGACAGGUAUGAAAAUGCUACGAAAGAAAAGCUGACGAUUCAAGAACUGAUUGAGAGGCAAGAAGAAGAGAUUGUUCACCUUCAACAGAUGAUAGUGUCCCUCAUGGAUCAGUCAGCUCACUCUAUAACUCGUCUACAAGAGAUCGCCCUCAGGCCUAACCCUCUGACCACUCCAGAGUACAUUGACAUGCUGAUUGAAGGAGAAAAGUCAGAGGCCAAAGAGGGUUACAAGGCCCGAAUUCAGUCUCUGGAGGCCAUGAAGGACAAAGCUAAAAUCAUCUCCAAAAUACCCAAACGAGAUAAGCUUACAAAAACAGAGGAGGAGUUAUCAGAAGAAAAAAUGAAGAAAGACGAAAAGAAAGGUUUAAUGACGAAAUUUCGAAAUUUCUUUGGACUUUAG
This is a messenger RNA of Scomber scombrus (Atlantic mackerel), 2101 nucleotides long. RefSeq lists its product as uncharacterized. The transcript has a single exon. NCBI's taxonomy places the organism in Eukaryota, Metazoa, Chordata, Actinopteri, Scombriformes, Scombridae. The record is from RefSeq and is a predicted model, not a curated record. Bases 26 to 2101 code for a protein of 691 amino acids. Gene Ontology annotation, molecular function: protein binding; GTP binding.